Vigna radiata var. radiata (mung bean) is the source of this 3731-nucleotide messenger RNA. RefSeq names its product kinesin-like protein KIN-7E. Gene Ontology annotation, molecular function: ATP binding; microtubule binding; microtubule motor activity. The record is from RefSeq and is a predicted model, not a curated record. NCBI's taxonomy places the organism in Eukaryota, Viridiplantae, Streptophyta, Magnoliopsida, Fabales, Fabaceae. Bases 773 to 3679 code for a protein of 968 amino acids. Gene Ontology annotation, biological process: microtubule-based movement. The transcript is spliced from 14 exons.
AAGAACUAGUUGCAGGGUUGUGGGUAGAUUGGUAAUUUCUGGUUUAAUGAUUAUCCUAGUCUAAUUUCAACGUACUGUUGUAUGUGGAGCUGAUGUGUUAUAUAAUGCAAUUCAUCACAUAAAUUCUGAGGGAGACACCAUAACCUCUGCUCCCGAAUUCAGAAGCUUAGUCACAGCACCACUGAAAUAUCCACAGAUGCACACUCCCUUUGGAUAGAGAAAGGAAAAGAGACAGAAAAUGCUGUUUCUUCUUUCUCUCUUUACUUUUAACUUUUAAGCUCUCAUUUUUUGUUCCCUGCAUUUGCACCUUCUGCUUCAGAACACAUUUGCAUGAGGUGAAGGCAUAUUCACCUUCUUUUUGAGUCAUCUUCUUUUCUUCAUUUCUUUUUCUUUUUGGUUGACUUUGAAGAUUGAACUUCAACAUUGUGUUCUCCACACCAGUGCCCUGAAUGGAGGACCAGAAUUCAUUGAAUUAUUCCUUCUAAGGCGGUGUUUGUGAUGGUGAAGACUAUAAUCAGCUCCCAAGUGUCGGCUGACCUGAAAAUUUUCCUGCGGCAGGCAAUGAUUGGAGGAACGGAGGCUGAAACCUUGAGUGGUCCUUUGUGUUCCAUGCUAUCUCAACUCAACAAUGCAACACAGGCAGUGAUAAUUAACUGAACACCAAAUGGGUCUUUGGAAUGCUCAGAAUUCAAUGACAUGUGGUAUCCUUCUCAACCUUGGAAUUGGAGUUUAGGCUAGUUUUGCAGAGAGGGUGAGUGAGUGAGUGAGAGAAAUGGGUUCGGUUGGAGGGGAAGAGGCCAUCCACCAGCCUACUGGCCAUGAUGAGAGGAUUCUUGUUUCUGUUCGUCUUCGUCCCCUCAAUGAAAAGGAGCUUGCAAGAAAUGAUCUUUCAGACUGGGAAUGUAUCAAUGAUACUACCAUCAUAUACAGGAGCAACCUUUCGGCUUCUGACAGGUCACUCUACCCAACAGCGUAUUCCUUUGACAAUGUGUUUCGGUCGGAUUGUUCCACAAGGCAGGUGUACGAAAAAGCAGCUAAGGAAGUUGCUCUUUCAGUUGUCGGUGGCAUCAACUCAAGCAUUUUUGCAUAUGGACAAACAAGCAGCGGGAAGACAUACACCAUGAGUGGCAUAACUGAAUACACAGUAGCAGAUAUUUUUAAGUACAUAGAGAUGCACACAGAAAGAGAAUUCGUUUUGAAGUUUUCGGCAAUUGAGAUUUAUAAUGAAUCUGUCAGGGACCUCCUUAGUCCAGACUGUACUCCUCUCAGACUUCUUGAUGAUCCAGAGAGAGGGACAGUUGUUGAGAAACUGACAGAGGAAACUAUAAGAGAUUGGGAACACUUUACAGAACUUAUUUCUUUCAGUGAAGCUCAAAGACAGAUAGGGGAGACAGCACUGAAUGAAGCCAGCUCCAGAUCUCAUCAAAUUCUUAGACUGACAAUUGAAAGUUCUUCAUGCGAGUUCCUUGGAAAUGACAAGUCUAGCUCUCUUUCCGCUUCAGUGAAUUUUGUUGAUCUAGCUGGAAGUGAGAGAGCAUCCCAAACCAAUUCAGCUGGUACGAGAUUGAAAGAGGGUUGCCACAUAAAUCGUAGCUUAUUAACUCUAGGAACUGUUAUCCGCAAACUCAGCAAGGGAAGAAAUGGACAUUUUCCUUUCAGAGAUUCAAAGCUAACCCGCAUAUUGCAGUCCUCGUUAGGAGGCAACGCCAGAACUGCUAUCAUCUGCACCAUGAGCCCUGCACGCAGCUAUGUUGAACAAACCAGAAACACCCUAUUAUUUGCAAGCUGUGCAAAAGAAGUGACAACUAAUGCACAAGUCAACGUAGUGAUGUCUGAUAAAGCACUAGUCAAGCAAUUACAGAAAGAGUUGGCUAGGCUGGAAGACGAAUUGAGAAACUCAGGGCCACCCCACGUUACAUCUGAUGCUUCUGCAAUGUUGAGAGAAAAAGACCGUCAAAUUGAGAUGUUAAAGAAAGAGGUUAAAGAGCUGACCCUGCAACGGGACCUUGCACAAUCUCGAAUUAAUGAGAUGAUAAGAGUGCAUGGAGAUGAUGUGUCAUCAAUAGAUAUGCUCCAAGUGGAAAGUUUGGAUGCUCAAUACCCAAAUUUACAUGUGAGAAAUUCAUGGAACAUAGAAAAUCAAAGAGAGGAGCCAAAUGUACUAAGUCUUGACGGCGAAGAGAGUGUCAGGUCUUUUGAUGCAUCUCAAUAUUCAGAUGGACAUAGUUUUAGUUCUGAUGACAACUUAUUCCAGCUGCCUGACCUUGAAAAGAAUCUUCUGGUGAGAAGUUCUUCCCCAGGUCCUCCUGUCAAAAGGAACGAUUCUGUAACCAAUGAUUUGGAUAAGAAUAACGUUCGAGAUCAGCAUGAAGAGGACAAUUGUAAGGAAGUUAGGUGCAUUGAGUUAGAAGAUCUUAGUACAAACACUCAUAAGCAAUCAAACCCUGAAGAUUCAAGAUCAAAUACAUACACUAAUUCCAAUGCAUCGACUCCUAGAGCAAGCAAAACAAUCUCAGGAUUGAUUGUGGCUGAUAAUAGAGACAAGGAAAAAGUAGCUUUGAGUUCAUCUAGGUCAAAGGAAGACAAGAGAGUGAACCAUUUGCCUCAAGAUUUUGUUCUUCCCUCUCCAAAAGAAAUUUCUGUCUGCAUGACAGGAAACAGUAGAAGUGGUACUUCUAGAGCCGUGAGGCUGAGCCGAAGUAAAAGUUGUAAAGCAAGUCUCAUGAGGAAUUUUUCAUCAGAUUGGUUUGAAGAUGAAGACGAUGUUCAGAACACACCACCAAUAGGGAAUGAAAAACACUUCCCUGGAAGACCCAACGGCUUCCCGAAGAACAUUUAUGCAUUAAAUUAUAAUGCCAGACAACGGGGGCUUUCAUGUAAUGGCCAUGGGAAUUUUGUGCAAAAUUCUGCAGCUGAUAUAGUUCAGAAUGUGAAAUCGUCCACAAACAAGGAAAGCAAGUGUGAUGCUCCCUUGCCUCCAAAAGGAAAGGAAUCAGAAAAUCUAAAGAGGUUGAAUUUACUAGCUGACCGUGAGGCUCCGGAGACAGGAUUGGAUCCCAUCAUAUCUGCACAGGAUGUCAAAGAUGUUGGCUUGGACCCAAUGGAAGCUGAUGAUAGAGAAAUUCAUUCAGAUUGGCCUUCAAAAUUCAAGAGGCUCCAAAGAGAGAUCAUUGAAUUCUGGGGUGCUUGUAAUGUUUCAUUGGUUCACAGGACAUACUUUUUCCUUCUAUUCAAAGGGGACCAAACAGAUUCUUUUUACAUGGAGGUGGAGCUGAGAAGACUAUCAUACCUUAAGCAAGCUUUUUCCAAAGGCAAUCAGACAGUGGAAGAUGGAAGAAUCCUCAAACCUGAGUCAAGCAUGAGAUAUCUUAGAAAAGAGAGGCAAAUGUUGAGCAAGCAAAUGCAUAAGCGACUGUCUAAAGAUGACAGACAGAACCUGUACUUGAAAUGGGGGCUUCGUUUGAGUUCAAAGAAUAGGAGUUUGCAGUUGGCCCAUAGAUUGUGGACUGACACAAAAGACAUGGACCACAUUAGAGACAGUGCAUCAAUAGUUGCAAAGUUGGUUGGAUUAGUGGAGCCAGAGCAAGCUUUUAAGGAGAUGUUUGGACUUAACUUUACCCCACAACCCACCAGUAGGAAAUCUUUUAGCUGGACAGCCAGUGUGAGGCAUAUUUUGUGAGCUUGGAUUACUUUUUAGGUAGUUUGGUAUGGCCAUGUCAAAAUUUCCCCUC